AAUUAACAAUGGGUCCUACUCAAGGAAAGGAAGUAAAUCAAAUAGAAUCUACAAUUAGUUGUCUCCCUAAAUGCGAGAUCGAGUGCUUAAGUUAUUCGCAAGAUUUGAUGUUGAUGGUUCCAAAUCAAUUGAAAAAUCAGAAACAAUUAAAUAUUGGUAUGUUAGCCAAUUUCAAAUCUGAAUAGGAAGAGCAACUUUGCCAAAUUGAACACUGAAGAAUUAUUUAAAUCCGUUGAUACUGAUAACAGUGGAACUAUAUCUGAGGAAGAAUGGCUUAAUUUUUGGACAUCAGUGCUAAGAAGUGGUCACACAGAAGAGGAUAUUGCUGACGAAGUAAGUAUGAUUCGGCUGAAUAAUUUAGUUGGAAAGCAUAGAGUCAGGGUCCUCAUGGGUUAAAUUCGAGAAUUUGGAUAAAAAAAAAGGGUGA
Paramecium octaurelia is the source of this 427-nucleotide messenger RNA. NCBI's taxonomy places the organism in Eukaryota, Ciliophora, Oligohymenophorea, Peniculida, Parameciidae. The record is from the annotation of a GenBank genome assembly.